Messenger RNA from Symbiodinium natans, 1431 nucleotides. NCBI's taxonomy places the organism in Eukaryota, Dinophyceae, Suessiales, Symbiodiniaceae. The record is from the annotation of a GenBank genome assembly.
AUGGACGACAUGGAUUUUGGGGAUACGUUCCAACCCAAGGCCAUCUCGCUAGCAUUGUCGAGUGGAAAGAGAACACUCGACUCCGGCUCGAGCUAUUGUGGAAGCACAACUGCUGGAGGGCGACGUGGCAGGAAGGAGGUACAAAAGAUAUGCCUCGUGCCAGAGUGCGAUGAAAUGAAGAAGCCCAACUCGAAAUGGUGUCGUCAUCAUUCUUGCCAUGCUGACAAUUGCAAGUAUGCCGCAAGCAAGAAGAGCGAGGAGCAGAAGCAAGCCGUCCUCGAUGGUUUCAAGGAUGACAACAAAGCCACUGAGAUGAUCCUUGCUUGGCAGGAGAAAAACAUCGCAUCAGGUUUGUUCAAGAAUGGUGUCGUCGAUUGGGCCGAGUGGAACAGCAAGUUUGGCUUGAGGGUCAGCAUCGUCGACACAUCCAGGAAGAAACCUUACGAGAAGCUAGAGUUCAUCAUCAGGCAGAAGAACAAGUUUGGCCGUUCCGAUGAGGAGGCCAAAAACAUGUGGAACGAAGCCGAGGCAGGCUCAUGGAAGCGUGACUACAAGGGCUACAGGGGACAGCUUCGCUUGUGGCUGCCAAAGGGUGAGUUCCAGGACCGGAAAAGGGAGCAGUACAUCGAUGAGGGCGCGGUGGAGGGCUCCAACCGAAAGAAAGGUGCCAAGGAAGCGGACCGCGAUGCGAUGCGGCAGCAUGUGAACGAGCUCGCGACGAGUCAUGGUCACGAGUUUUUUGCAGGUCGCUCCAGUUUGGCUUCCGGCUCGGAAAGGAUGCGUUGGGAACAUGCUCCCACAGACCGUGAUCUGGAGGAUGAGCUGGAGGAGGCAUGCCCGAUUCCCCACGGUGGUCCCCACGAGCGCCGCCUUCUCAAGCGAAGAAACGAUUCUGAUGAUGAAGAGGGCUUGCUCAAGGAGAGCAACAAGAAGAAGAGGAUCACGAACAUCUUUUCUACAAGAGCCGCUCUUCUCAGCAGCCUGGCAGGUAACAUGAGUGCCAAGGGCCUUGAGAUCACCCACAAUGUGGAACAGGCCCUGCUCAAGCUCAAGGACCAUGACAACGCCCAAAUUGACUUGAGCGACACCGACAAGAUUGCCCGCGAGCACUACCUCAAGCGUGUCUAUGCCCACUUGAAGGCCGCUCACGAAUUUUCUGGUGCGACGAUGCCUCCAGGGCUCCAUGAUCACAUCAAGAAGUCGCUGGGCGACAAUCCAGAGGUCGCUGCUGGUUCGGCCAAGCAGACAGCGGAUGGCCGCCUUGCCAUUCCUCCUCAUGUCGCCUUGAAGUACCCUCAAUUUGCUCGUACAUCGCAGCACAUGAAAGACUUCAUUCAGAAGCUUGAGACCGCUGUCACUGACGAGCAGAGCUUCUACAAGCACAAGCUGAUGUGGGCAAGGAUGUGGGGAUGCACUGUUGAGCUGACAUGA